Pelodiscus sinensis (Chinese soft-shelled turtle) is the source of this 806-nucleotide messenger RNA. The record is from RefSeq and is a predicted model, not a curated record. NCBI's taxonomy places the organism in Eukaryota, Metazoa, Chordata, Testudines, Trionychidae.
GUGAGGCGUCCAUGGGGUGAUGGGAGCGGAAAGGCCCAUGCAGAAGGUGGAUCAGCACGAACGUCACUCCUCAUAUUAGCGUCUAUCUUUCUGUCUGCUGCUUCAAUUAUGUUUCUAGUAUAUAAAAAUUUUCCACAGCUUAGUGAAGGAGAGAGAGAAUGUAUAAAGAUUCCCAGAGACAUGGAUGAUGCUAAGGCUUUAGGAAAAGUCCUCUCCAGAUACAAAGACACCUUCUAUGUCCAAGUAUUAGUGGCUUAUUUUGCCACAUAUGUUUUCUUGCAAACAUUUGCUAUACCUGGCUCUAUAUUUCUCAGUAUCCUCUCAGGGUUCCUUUAUCCAUUCCCGUUGGCCUUAUUUCUUGUUUGUCUGUGUUCUGGACUUGGAGCCUCUUUCUGUUAUAUGCUUUCGUACUUAGUUGGACGGCCAGUUGUGUACAGAUAUUUAACAGAGAAAGCAGUGAAAUGGUCAGAGCAGGUUGAACGACACAGAGAACAUCUCAUUAACUACAUAAUAUUUUUGAGAAUAACGCCUUUUCUUCCUAAUUGGUUUAUCAAUAUAACAUCUCCUGUAAUAAAUGUGCCACUGAAAGUAUUUUUCAUUGGUACUUUUCUAGGUGUUGCACCUCCAUCUUUUGUAGCAAUUAAGGCAGGAACAACACUAUACCAGCUUACAACAGCAGGGGAAGCUGUUUCCUGGAACUCUGUGUUUGUUCUCAUGAUUCUAGCUAUCCUCUCUAUUCUGCCAGCUGUCUUCCAGAAGAAACUUAAACAAAAGUUUGAAUAAAGAUCACACUGGAUUUAAAUUUC